AUGGUGGUGUUUGCUCCUGACUAUUCAUUGGCAUCCAAGAAGCCCCCUGGCCUGUUCUGGCCAUUUGAAUCCGUCUCUGAAGGUAAACCUGAAGGCCUCGGCAUUGGAAAUUUUUCUAAGCCCCCGUGGGAUCGAGGCUCCUGCACUGACUAUUCUGAGACUGGGAACCGAGAGGCACUGCUGGAGCCCGUCUCUGGGUUCAGUUCAUCUUUCCUGACUUGCUGUGGCUCAGAGGCAGAGGUUCGGGGGGUUGCUAACCAUUCCUGGGAGUUUUACUGUUCUUUUUCUCUCUUGCAGAAUUUUUCACUGAUCUUUACACUGCCGUCGAAUACAACUUCCUCUCCAGUUGCCACCAGUGCCAAAGCCACAGACUGUGGUCCCUCUAUUGGACUAGCAGCCGGAAUCCCGUCCCUGCUGGCAACAGCCCUGCUGGUGGCUUUUCUGUUUACCUUGAUCCAGCGAAGAAGAACCGUCGAUGAGCCUGUGGAGGAGACUGAGGCACCAUGUGAAAUUUCAGAACUCUAUGACAAUCCCAAAACAUCUGAGAAUCCUAGGCGGUCACCCACACAUGAAAUGAACCCACGAGGCAACCAAGAAGGUCACAUAUAUGUGAAGACUGUCUCGGGAAGUGAAGAGCCCCUGCCCGACACCUACCGUCCUCGUGAAGAAAUAGAGAGAAGAAGAGGACUUUGGUGGCUUGUGCCCAGGCUGAGCCUAGAAUGAUGUCACUGCAUCGGGGAGCAGACCCAGAGCGGGAACAAAGCUGAAAACCUGGGGUCUGUGCUCGGCGUCCGAGCCUGGAGAAGUAAGGAGCCAGUCGCCUCUCGUUCCACAUCGAUUUCAUUUGCAGAUCCAGGGCACAUUUGGCUGCCUUGCCCCUUUAGCGGACAACUGCAGUCAGGAUCAUUCGAUCUCAGACCUUGCGUUGUAAUCAGCAAUGCAACCUGGGUGAGUUGCUCAUGCAUCCAGAUGAGCCCUGUACGUCCUAUUUCUGAAU
Apodemus sylvaticus (European woodmouse) is the source of this 997-nucleotide messenger RNA. RefSeq names its product oligodendrocytic myelin paranodal and inner loop protein (gene Opalin). Gene Ontology annotation, cellular component: plasma membrane; cell-cell contact zone. The transcript is spliced from 6 exons. The record is from RefSeq and is a predicted model, not a curated record. NCBI's taxonomy places the organism in Eukaryota, Metazoa, Chordata, Mammalia, Rodentia, Muridae. Bases 1 to 723 code for a protein of 240 amino acids.